This is a messenger RNA of Fraxinus pennsylvanica, 1332 nucleotides long. The record is from the annotation of a GenBank genome assembly. Lineage: Eukaryota; Viridiplantae; Streptophyta; Magnoliopsida; Lamiales; Oleaceae.
AUGGGUAAAAGAAGUUCUCAAAAAAAGAAUGUUGCUAUGUUGGAUAGUGAUGACGCAGCUAGUGAGAGCUCAUCCUCAUCAACCAUGCGGUCAGAAAAUAUGGUAUUCUCAAAUGUUGAAGAAGUGCAAGUGGAUAAAGAUAGUUUACUUGAUCAGUUUUUAGAUGCUCUGUACGAAAAAAGAGGAUCUACUAGAGAGAAGGCUUUGACGUCAAUUACUGAAGCCUUUAAUAACAGCUUACAGCAUGAGUUUGUUGAAAACAAGUCUGCUACACUCCUGCAUCAAUGUUUGAACUCAAUCAAGAAGGGAUCUGCCAAGGAGAUUGCUUUGGCAUCUCAUGUCAUUGGACUUUUGGCCCUGACAACUGGUCCUGGGGAGAAAGCGCAGGAAAUUUUGGAAGAAUCUCUCUCUCCUAUAUCAGAAGCUCUGAAAUCUCGUUCUGAACCAUCUAAGAUAUCAUCUUUGCUGGAGUGUUUGGCUAUUAUUACUUUUAUUGGCGGAGAAGAGCCAGAGGAAACAGAGAAAUCAAUGCAAAUGAUGUGGCAAGUGGCUCAUCCAAAAUUGGGUCCCAAUGUGGCUGCUGCUAAACCUUCACCAGCUAUGAUAACCAUGGUUGUGUCUGCUUGGUCAUUUCUCCUCACUACUGUGGAUGGACGGACUCUCAACCCCAAAAGUUGGCAAGAGUCAAUUUCAUAUUUUUCUUCUCUUCUGGACAAGGAAGACAGAUCUCUACGCAUUGCAGCUGGCGAAGCACUUGCUUUAAUUUUUGAGAUAGGCAGCUUGGAGAAGUUCUCUGCUGAAGCCAAAGGAUCUAGUGACAUUUCCACUGACGGAGAGAAUGGUCAGAGACAAUUAGUUUACAUUCAGGGGUUAAGGACUAAAGUCUUAAACCAAAUGAGAAGCCUCUCUGUGGAGGCAGGAGGUAAAGGUUCCGCUAAGAAAGAUCUCAAUAAUCAGAGGAAUACGUUUCGAGAUAUCCUUGAAUUUCUUGAGGAUGGCUAUAGUCCAGAGACCUCAAUGAAGAUUGGUGGGGAGUCACUAAACACUACUACAUGGGCACAGCUGAUACAGUUAAACUUUCUGAAACAUUUUCUUGGGGGAGGAUUUGUGAAGCAUAUGCAGGAGAACGGAUUUCUUCAUGAUGUCUUUGGCUUCAUGCCAAAGAAAAAUCUUUCAGGUGUUGAGCAUCGCAUGUCUGUAGGUGAAAAGAGGAUGUACAAAUCACCUAACUCAGUUGUCAACAAAGCAAGGACACAAUUGCUAAACAAACAACGGAUGUUGUCCCAGGAUAAGAACAGAGGUCACUAUGCGGUUGGGUUUGGUGACGAGUGA